AUGUCUGGGCAGGCCAACCUGUUCAGCCGCAAGCGGCGGAGCCGCGUCACGGAGCAGGACAAGGCCAUGCUGCAACUGAAACAGCAGCAGGAUAAACUGAAGCAAUAUCAGAAAUGGAUAACUCUGAAUCUGGAAAGAGAGAGAUCUGUUGCCUGGCAGCUACUGAGAGAUGGCAAGAAAGAAAAAGCCAAGUUAUUGCUAAAGAAGAAGCGCUACCAAGAGCAGCUGCUGGAUAAAACAGAAAACCAGAUCAGCAACCUGGAAUGCAUGGUCCAGGAUAUUGAAUUCACCCAGAUUGAAAUGAAGGUGAUUGAAGGCCUGAAAACUGGCAAUGAAUGUCUGAAUAAAAUGCAUGAGGUCAUGUCAAUAGAAGAAGUGGAAAGAAUAAUAGAUGAAACCCAAGAUGCUGUGGAAUAUCAAAGGCAAAUUGAUGAAAUGUUGGCUGGCAGCUUCACCGAAGAAGAUGAAGAUGCCAUUUUAGAAGAAUUAAAUGCCAUUACUCAGGAACAGCUCGAGCUCCCUGAAAUUCCCACUGAGCCACUCCCGGAAAAGAUCCCAGAAGCAUCACUUGUCAAGAUCAGGGCCAAGCCAGAACUGGUGGCAGCAUCUUAAUUCCACUCCUGGGGACAACCCCAAAUACCUUCCAUCAUGGACAGUUUGGAAUCCCAGCAUGCCCUGGGAACAGGAAACACCUCAGUAGCAUCCUAGCUGCGCUGGGCAAAUGUGCUGGAGUGAGGUUUCCUGCGCAGGGCAGGAAAUCUCAACAGAUUAUUGCUCUUGUAUCAAGAUUAUUUUCUAGUGCUUUCUUUUUGUAAUUUAAAUUCUAAACUCACUCAGCUGCUCUGUCUCUGGAUUAAACAGGGACUUUACAACU
Messenger RNA from Chelonoidis abingdonii (Abingdon island giant tortoise), 874 nucleotides. RefSeq names its product charged multivesicular body protein 6-like. Gene Ontology annotation, cellular component: multivesicular body; ESCRT III complex. Lineage: Eukaryota; Metazoa; Chordata; Testudines; Testudinidae. Gene Ontology annotation, biological process: late endosome to vacuole transport via multivesicular body sorting pathway; vesicle budding from membrane. The record is from RefSeq and is a predicted model, not a curated record.